Molecule: messenger RNA, 1773 nt
Organism: Grosmannia clavigera kw1407
Lineage: Eukaryota; Fungi; Ascomycota; Sordariomycetes; Ophiostomatales; Ophiostomataceae
Product: c6 zinc finger domain containing protein
Exons: 1
Coding region: 1-1773 (590 amino acids)
Biological process (GO): positive regulation of transcription by RNA polymerase II
Cellular component (GO): nucleus
Molecular function (GO): zinc ion binding; transcription cis-regulatory region binding; DNA-binding transcription factor activity, RNA polymerase II-specific
Source: RefSeq, a predicted model, not a curated record
AUGCCACGUCGCAGCCGCCGCGAUCCGGCUGCGCUCUGCGUCCGGCAGCGCGUCCGUACUGGCUGCAAGACGUGCCGCCAGCGCAAGGUCAAGUGCGACGAGGCGCGGCCGUGCUGCCACAACUGCAGCCGUCGCGGUCUGGCCUGCGACAGCGGCCUGCAGCUCAAGUGGCAGCCCGAGUUUGCGAGCCGUGGCCUCGCCUUUGGCCGCCAGGGCUGCUGGGCCAAGCGGGGGCUUUCUGGACAAGGCGACGUUCCAGAGAGACAACAGCUCCUCGGGUCCGCCUCGCCCGUCCUUCCGCCCAUCCACGCCCACCACUUUAUCAACACGCUCUUCUGCGAGCUCGCCGACAGCCACAGCAGCUGUCUUGACUGCGUCGCAGCCACCGGGAUGGGAAUGCUGCUUUCCAGCCGAUCUACCGCGGCAGGUGCUCCGCCGGACUUGGUCCCCCCUCGGACCUACACCCCCUCGUCCUACCCUACGCUUCUCGGCGUCGACGCCGCCCUGCUCGACUACUACCUCGUCCGGCUCUGCCCGCUGACGACGCCGUCACAUCGCCACCCCUCGCCUUUUGCCAGCCUCGUCGUGCCCGUGCUGCACGAGACUGGCCACGGCGACGUGCUGCGGGCGGCCAUGGCCCUCGCGGCCCGCCACUGCAGCAUGGCCGCCGACUCGGACAGCCCGACUGCUGCUGCCUGGGGAAAGACGGCCCUGGAACUGCAUGCGGAUGUCAUGGGCGCGCUCCGACGACGACUGGCCGCCUUGGCGGCUGUCUCCAGCUCGAGCACGAACGCCGCUCCCUGGGAUGCGCAGAUCCUCGUGUUGAUGAUGUUCCUGUGUCUCUACGAGAUUGUCGACAAGUGCGAUCAUCGAUGGGUAAUCCAUCUGCGGGCCAGCCAGGACGUUGUUCGAAGGAGCCGGAACGUGGUUGCUUCACGCGAGAGCGGUUCGAGAAGCACGACCCUCGCCCUGCUUGCCGGCUUUGCCGAGCGCUUCUUCGCCUUCCAGGACGUCAUCAGCCGUGCCGCUUGCGAGAACGCGUCCGUCUUUGGCGCCGACUACUGGGAACAGGUGGCCAUGGCCGAGGCGUCCGAGACCGACGUUCUGGCCAUGGACGUCUGGAUGGGCUGCAGCGCCGGCCUUGUGCGCGUGCUGUGCCGCAUCACCGAUCUGAGCCGUCUGCGCGCCCGCGAAGCCGUCACGCCGGCCUAUUUUGCCGCCGAGGCCGCCGCCCUGGAGGACGAACUGGACCGACUGGACGAGCUAGACGAGCUGCACCGGCUGCAGGAAGACGACGACGAUGGACGGGAUGGACAGGACCCCCUGCUGCAGGCUGCCGAGCUCAAGCGGCUGGCCGUCCGGCUCUACCUCUACUGCGUGCUGCACGAUGCUGCACCGGCGACGCCGGCCGUUGCUCGUCUCGUUCGCACCGUGCUCGAGGGCACAGCUCGUCUGGUGGUCGCCGGUUGCACUGCUGGCCUGUCGUUUCCGCUCUUUGUGGCCGCCGUCGAGCUGGACGCCCAGGACGCGGCCGUGUUUCGGUCGCCGGGAACAGACCGCUACACCCUCUCCGGACGACGGCUCGUGCUCGAGACGCUCGUGGCCAUGGCCCAUUCGUCGCUGGCCAACCUGGCUCGCACCCAAGCAGUCAUCGAAAAGGUGUGGCGCAUGCGCGACUUGGCGCUCGACGGCGACGAGGCUGGACCAGUCGGCCAGGCCAACGACUGGGCCAUCUUUGUGGGACCGUACAGCGCCAACAUCAGCUUGGCUUGA